AUGCGUCUCCACCUUGUUAUCUCGCGUCAUGGCCUGCCGGCUACGCGCAUUCUCUGGACGACUACGUCGUCUACUUCUGUGUUGGGCGAAUAUGGCACCCAGCGCGCGGUAUCGGCUGCCGCUGUCGCAUCUUCUCGCACCCCCAACAUCGCGUUUUCAAAUGGUGGAUAUACAGUCGCCCAGCUGCUUGAGGAUGUGAAUGAGGUUGUCCCGUUAGAAACAGAGCCUAAUGUGUUUGAUGCGGAGUUUAGCGGUCAAUGGGGACUUGAAGAUUAUGUUGUUGAGGUUGCUGGCUCUGAGUGCCUGCACUUUAUGGAGGUUGAAGGCCUGUUACGUGAUGGAGACGAGGUUGUUAUUCGCGCUCUUCAACUCGCAGACCUUCGGGCACGACAGAACUACUUCCACAAGACCUGCCAUUACGAUCCCACCAAGAAAGAAACGUCGCAGCGUCUUUUCUGGCUGGGAACACCCCCGGAAAUCCAGAAUGACAUGGCAAAUGCCGAAGAGGAAGGCGAUGGAGGUUGGUUGCCGCCUGCAGAUACUGGGUUUGGAAAGGAGCUUUCUAUUAUGCCUCCCGAACACGAAGAGUCCAUGGGAACAGUGAUUCGUCAUCCCAUUCAUCACACCGCAGAGACAGACAGCGAAGCAGAAAUGUCCGAUAUCGAAGAAGACGAAUUGGAGAGCGAGCUUCAAGCCCUGAAAGAAGACUUCGAAGAGCCCUCUCAGUUUGUUGAUAUCAGGAACCAGACUCGCACUGCCAGUGGCCACCCGCUACGUGCUGCAUCCACUACCAAGCGGCCAACCUCGUCUGACAGUGUCCACAAAGGGUCACUGCUGGCCCCUUCAUCGCUUUCCAGCAAGCGUUCCCGCGCAGAUGACUCGUCCCCAAGAACCUCGAAAGCAGUGAGGUUCAACAAGGGCGACAAUCUCCCUAACAUCGCGCAACCUCAACUCCCCGAGACUAUCAACCUUUCCUCCGACUCUAACUCUGAUUCCGAUUCUGAUUCUGCAUCGUCAGACAGUGAUUCCGAUGAUUCGUCUUCCGAGGAGGAGAAGGAGAAGGAACCAUCCAAGCCCCAGGCCCAGCCAGCUGCCUCGUCUGAUGUAGAUUCAUCAGACUCAUCAGACUCUAGUUCUGAUUCGAGCUCGGACUCGGACUCGGAAUCAGACUCUGAUGCAGAAGAGGCACAGGAAAAGGAAGCUCUUCCGCCCAAAAUGGCUCAACCACAGCCUGUAGCCGGUCCACCAUUCCAAGGAUCCCUUCGUACCAAGAAGAGCAACAACCGCUUCAAGCUCCGCCGUCGUCUGUCCAAGCUGAAGGAGAUGGGAGCUUUACAUCAGGAUGCAAACUUCGAGGAGCUUCGGGAAUGGGAAGAAAAUAAUGGUGGCUGGUAUGUUCCAAGCCCUGCUGAUGUGGCACAAUCUUCUCAGACUCUUGAGGAGUCUACCAAGAAACAAAGAAAAGAAGAGGAAAAGCGAGAUUUCGAAGCCAGGCGACAGAAACUCCUCCGAGAUCUUGCGUCUGGCAACGGAAUUAGUGUCGAUGAGACAUCGGAAAAGGAAAAUGUUCCUCCAGGCCCGCAAAGUCGUGCAUCUGAUAUUCCAGCAUCAGUAGCCGUCGCAACAGAAACCGAAGAAGAGCCAGAGAAAGCAUCAAGCCGACGUACCCUUGAUAUUGCCAGCUCACGACGCAUGCUCUUUGGAUCUCUUGGAAUGCGAACUCCAAAAACCAAGAAAGACGAGGAAGAAACUCGACGAAGACUUGCUGCUAAAUUCAGCGCAAUCGGGAAGAAGCCAGAACCGGAAGAGGCUGAAGAUAUGGAUGUGGAUGAGGAUGAGGAUGAAUCCGACGACGACUGGGAGAACAAGCUCGUUGUCCGUGCAGUCGAAUGUGUCUAUCCCGAAAUUGAGUUGACUGCUCCUCCUUAUCCGUUCGUUCAGCGCUGGGAUCAAGAAGCCAAUGCGUUGAUCCGUCAGGCCAAAGGCGGAAGCAAGAAGCGCAAGAGAAAGCAGCGCGCUCAAGUCUAUGAAGAGGAAGAGUACGAGGAGGGGAAUGAAGAUUACCAAGGAUAUGAUGGCCACGACGAAUACUACCAAGGAGGAAAUGACAGCUACUGGCCCGGUGAAGGCGACGGCAAUGAUCAACUCAACUAUGAUGACGCUGAAGCCGAAAUAGUCGAGAACGCCGGUAUCGACGAGGAUCUCCCUGAGCUUCCUAGUGACGUGAACAAAGUCCCCGUUUUGAAUGAGAAAGAGUUGAAAAAGGGGGCAAUUAUUGCUUUCCGACAGCUCGAAAUGUCCAAGGACACAAACUGGCAACCCAGGAUGUCCGAGUACCGAGUCGCAGAGGUGAUUGAAUCUCCCAGCAAAGAUGGUACGAUCUCCGUACUACUGGCAAAGCGAGACCGUCGACCAGCACCAGAAUUUUCAGAGGAUGACGAGCCCCGUCAAUACGACAAGUUUGAAAUGCCUGGUUAUGAGGAUGAAGGGGAGGACGAUGGUCACCGUGAGGUCUCGUUCGCAGAACUCAACUACCCCAAGCUCCUACAAGCGGCAACACAGUCUCAGGCAGAAGCUGGGAAUCAGAAUGCUCAAGAAGAUAGCAUUGUCUCUGUAGUAGCAGAAUCAGUGCCGAAUCCCCAAGCUCUGCCAGCUGACAUGGAUGUUGACAUUGAUGAAACCACGUUUUUGACCAUCGGCAACGAAGUCAGCCAUCUUCAAUCGCCUCGUCGGUCUCCUGGGAUUUCUGCCGAAGCAUUAGCAAUGGAAACCGUUGAAGAAGUGAUUGUGCCUCAAAUCCAGGUAGAUAAUGGGCCGGAGGCACGCAGCGUUACUCCUCCAAUCGCGUCUCCCUCUUUCACUGGGUUUUACUCUGCUCGAUCUUGGCAGCCAACAACACCGGGGCUGACUGUUACAGCUGAAAAUGGCAAUCUGGAGGGCCAUACUCUUAUCGGAGGUGAAACGCCAUCUGCCAUGGUCAACCCUGAAGAUGAUCCCUCUUUCUUGUCGUUUGUGUCAGCCAAUCCCUCUUUCGAGGAUACCUCUAUAAAUAUGGAGCCACCAGAGCAGGAGCAGGAGCAGGAGCAAGAUCGCCAGAUUGUCAAUGAUAACCUUGUGCCACCUGCCGAGUCUGGGGAGAGUGGUCCGCAAUCCGGGUCUCUUCUUUCUAUUAUUGGCAUGAGUGGUGAUGGAUUUGCAGCAAUCAAUGACAGUGUAGAAGACCGUGGGGUUGCUCCAACUAGCUCUUCGCAGUCGUGGAAAGAUCUUCUGAAUGAGUUGGGAGCAAGCACGUCUAAUUCAGGGGAUGAAGAUGAGAACCAAGAGUAUGGAGGUGAAGAUGAAGAUGAAGAUGAAGAUGACAGCAAUGCAGAAGAGAACAAUGACGAAGAUUCUGAAGAAUCUCACUCGCCUGUGCAAGAGGAUGAGGAUGAAGAUGGGGAUGAAGAUGGAGAUGAAGAUGAAGAUGAAGAUGAAGAUGAAUAUGCAGGUGCUCCAUUGCCCAAGGAAACCUAUGGAACAGACUGGAGUAAUGAUCGAGUGCAAAACAGCAUGGAUCACUCCAAUCUCGACCUUGACCUCGGUCAUGGAUCUCUAUCACCAAGCUGGUCGAGCUCUCCCAGAUCACCACCGAAUGCUCAACAGGAAGCUCAACCCAAACCUGAGCCAACUCCUCCCUCUCUCGAAACAGAACCCCCAGCGGCCUCCACCCGUCUACGACUUUCCCAGCGAUUCCGUGAAUCUCUCUCAUCCUCCCAAAUCCCUGCUUCUCAAAUGUCAGAACUGGUCGAUCUUACUUCCAGCACCAAUGCAACCCCCGAACCUCAUGCCGAGCCCGAGCUCGACAACGUUGAUCAGUCUCAGUCUCGCUCCAAAUCCGAGCGGUUCCAACCCAAGAACCAAUUCGCUCAAUCCCUGGGUCGGAAUACCAGAGCUUCCACGGGCACGGGACGACUGCAGCAGAUGACAGAAGUGAGCAUCAGCCCUUCCAGGCAGAAGCGACGAAAGUCUCGGAAAUUCUAG
Messenger RNA from Penicillium nucicola, 4020 nucleotides. RefSeq lists its product as uncharacterized. Bases 1 to 4020 code for a protein of 1339 amino acids. The record is from RefSeq and is a predicted model, not a curated record. Lineage: Eukaryota; Fungi; Ascomycota; Eurotiomycetes; Eurotiales; Aspergillaceae. The transcript is spliced from 4 exons.